AUGAAGUUCCAAUCCAUUAUUCUAUUCCUGUUCGGUUUGGCUUUUGUUAAAGCAUGCGGGAAUCUUACUUUAUUUACCCAAGAGGGUGACUCAUAUACAUUUGGCGAAGGAUGUUCUUACGUUGGCAACAAUAUAACUGAAGCUUUGGUCGAUCCUGAUACUUGCUACCAUUUUUAUAAUGAGACCGACGACUGCACAGAAAAAGCCUUUUUUGACUCCUGUGAUAAUUACACCACAUUCGAAGAGCCUAUAUUAGUCUUUUCAGUUAAAGUAUCCUGUGAACUAUUAUCAGUAAAUGUUGAUGUAUAUUGA
Messenger RNA from Ambispora leptoticha, 312 nucleotides. The record is from the annotation of a GenBank genome assembly. Lineage: Eukaryota; Fungi; Glomeromycota; Glomeromycetes; Archaeosporales; Ambisporaceae.